Molecule: messenger RNA, 6488 nt
Organism: Canis lupus familiaris (dog)
Lineage: Eukaryota; Metazoa; Chordata; Mammalia; Carnivora; Canidae
Gene: ISCA2
Product: iron-sulfur cluster assembly 2
Exons: 4
Coding region: 75-539 (154 amino acids)
Biological process (GO): iron-sulfur cluster assembly
Cellular component (GO): mitochondrion
Molecular function (GO): 2 iron, 2 sulfur cluster binding; iron ion binding; 4 iron, 4 sulfur cluster binding
Source: RefSeq, a predicted model, not a curated record
GGUCUCCGUGGGUGGAGACCGGGGAUUGGAGCAGAGGAUUGGAGUGACGCGAGGGGCAGAGUCUGUGGAGGAAGAUGGCGGCCGUCGGCGGGUUGUCUGUAGCGGUGGCUGCGUUAAGGGCGGUCACUCCGUGGGCAAGGGGCAGGCUCCUCGCGGCCUUUCGCGGACCUCAGGCUCGUCGGGAAACGUCGUCCUCCAGCCCCGAGGCCGGCGAAGGGCAGAUCCACCUCACUAACAGCUGCGUCCAGAGGCUUCUGGAAAUCACCGAAGGGUCAGAAUUCCUCAGGCUGGAAGUGGAGGGAGGUGGAUGCUCCGGAUUCCAAUACAAAUUUUCACUGGAUACAGUUAUCAACCCCGACGACAGGGUAUUUGAACAGGGUGGGGCAAAAGUGGUGGUUGACUCUGAUAGCUUGGCCUUCGUGAAAGGGGCCCAGGUGGACUUCAGCCAAGAACUGAUCCGAAGCUCGUUUCAAGUGUUGAACAAUCCUCAAGCACAGCAAGGCUGCUCCUGUGGAUCAUCCUUCUCUAUCAAACUUUGAUGUAACAACAGGUGAUCCAGAGAUUGCCACCGCUUGUACCAGUUUGAGGAACCUGGGAUUAGUAGAAUUCUAGAGGUUUCCUUCCAAUCAUGUCCUUCUCUCAAUUUUAUUUCCCUCAGUCCAGGAAUGUUGUGUUUUGCCACUGUUAUUUUCAGAAUAUGAAGCUUUUACACUUGAUUUAAUUCCACUCACACAUUUCUAAGGCUAAGCCUCCAGGUGCUGUGAUCUAAGAUCUACUGACUGGUUGAAACCCACCCAGUAUAAUCUGUAGAGCCUCCAAGCUUCCAAAAUUUGGAGUUUGUUUUCUGAGCUUCACAGCUGCUUAUAUAUAGGUGUAUAGCUAUGUAUAAAAGCUUCAUUUUGAAGAAAGUCCUUAUUUACUUGUGUUCUGGAUCAGGGUCACAGAUUGGGUAGCUUGAACACCGGCUAGGCUAGAGAGGAUGAGAAAGGCAAAGGGAAGAUUCUUUUUUUCAUCUCACUCUUCUGAAUGUGCUAGUUGAAAUCCUUCUUUUUCUCCACUUCCCAUUUGUUAGGGUAGAUAUAUUUUUCUCUCUUACUAGCCUGUGUGCUAGAUUCAUAAAACCAACAGCCCACCCAGAAAACUUGGAUCUAACUAACUCUCACUGAUAACCUGAAUCAUUUGAAAAAUAGUCCCCAUACUCCAUACUCACACAGACACUUAAAGAUUCUGUGAUCAUUCAGUGACUGAGUCUUUUUAGGAUACAUUGUUUCACUUAAUGCUGUAAAAUGUCACUGGUCUCCUGCUUUGCAGGAAGUGGUCCAUUUAUUGGUAUAGAUAAUGGAUAGUUAGGGAUUUUCUUUCAGGUUGGAUUACCAGAUAAAAUGAUGCCCAGUUAAAUAUGAAUUUCAAAUAAACGACAAAUAACUUUUAUUAUGUCCCAAAUAUUUCAUGAAACAUCUACUAAAAAUUAUUUGUCAUUUAUUUGAAAUUCAAAUUUAACUGGGCAUUGUGUAUUUUUAUUUGUUAAACCUGGCAACUUUUUUUUAGGGUCACUGAAAGAAAAGCUUUUAAAGCCAAGUCCAUUAAAUUUUAAAGUUAUUGUUUGGGUAUGGCACUUAAUUAGGCUACAGAACUAGAAUAAUUGUGGCAUGUAUGUGACAGUGCUGGGGGAUCCGGAACUGUGUGGACAGACAACUAAAAAAAGACAAAUCCCACCAUCACAACAAAUGAUUUAUUAAUGUUUAUGUUGGGGAAACCACAACCAAAUUGAUUCAAAUUGAUUCUGGAAAAAUUAUUGGUUAAGCCUUUGUUUUCCUAAAAGUUCAUUACAGCAAAAACUUAAAUUUCUGAACUGGAUUGGAAUUAAGGUCAUUCAGUAGAAGACUUUACCAUUAAAAAAGGAAAUGCAGAGUUUAGAGACAAGGUAUCUGAGAGAAGCUUAGGUACUUAACAUUUUCAAUAUGGGAAAACUUGGUAUUUGGAGAAAGCAAACCUGUUGUGUGUACAAAGAGGAAGGAGGGGACACUCAGAUUUAGCAGAUUCAGGUUUAGCAGAUUUCUAUGGAAGGAAGCAGAAAGCAUAUCAUGGGAGUGUCUGUAACUUUACUAAGACAUUUAAAGUUACGCCAAUACCUGAGCCUAUAAGGUUUUCAAUUCAGACUAAGUCUUUUCAUCCUGUUUAAAAAGGGAUUUUGUUACAUUUUAAGUGUUAGAACCUAUUCUUUUACAGAGUGCACUUUAUUUUUAUUUAUUAUUUAAAAUAAGCUCAUGCCCAACAUGGGGCUUGAACUCAUGACUGAAACCCAGAGUCACAUGCUCUACUGACUGGACCAGCCAGGUGCCCCAUGACGUGGUGAUUUUAAAACGCAUUCAGAGGGACGCCUGGGUAGCUCAGCGGUUAAGUGUCUGCCUUUGGCUCAGGGCAUGAUCCUGGAGUCCUGGAAUCGAGUCCCAUACUGGGUUCCCUGCAUGGAGCCUGCUUCUCCCUCUGCCUAUGUCUCUGCCUCUCUCUGUCUCUGUCUCUCAUGAAUAAAUAAAAUCUUAAAUAAAUAAAACUCAUUCAGAGCGCAAACUUAAAAUCUUUAGAUGCUAACUAAACCAUUAAAUUGCAUGGUCAGUUAGACAGGAACGGAGUCCCUUGAAAUGCCCAUAUGUAAGUGCUGUUUUUUUUAAGAUUUUAUUUAUUUAUUCAUGAAAUUACAUGAGAGAAAGACAGAGACGUAGGCAGAGAGAGAAGCAGGCUCCAGGCAGGGAGCCUGAUGUGGGACUCGAUCUUGAGACUGCGGGAUCACGCCCUGAGCCAGGGGCAGGUGCUCAACCGCUGAGCCACCCAGGCAUCCCUGUAAGUGCUGCUAAUGGGAGAAUUGGAAUUCUCUGUUUUAGAAAGGGUGGGUUUGGGAGAAAUCACAUUGAGAAAGCCUUAUGGGAAAAUCUGAAGUAGUAACAAGACGUUUCCAUUGGAGUAGGAUGAUACAGAAAUUUUAAGAGCACAGAUCAUUGAGAAAUAAUACAUCAAGGGAACAGUACAGUGGGCAAUUUGCUUGGAAUAAAUAGUAAGCAUAGUAAAAUAGGUUUAGGGUCUUUUGCAGGCCCUUAGGACCAGAUGCCCUCUUUCUGGUAAAGACCAACAGAUGUUUUCACAAAUUUUGCUCACUGUGCAAAUGCAUUUAGGAAAACUUUAUAUUCUUCUAGUAUCCUCUGGAAGAUUUUUUGCUUCCCCAUUACUUUCAAGGGGAAAGGUCUUACUGUUGCAGAAUUGGUUUUAUUUAUGCAAGUUAUUAUUUGGGGGCAGCAUACCUUUACCUUUGCCCUAGCAAGACAUAAUGUAAGAACCAAAGGCAAGGAAGCCCUGCAUCUGCUUUAUGUUGUGAAUCUGCCUUUUUUUUUUAAAGAUAUUAUUUGAGAGAAAGUGAGAAGGAGCAGGGGGAGAGGCAGAAGCAGACUUCCUGCUGAACAGGGAGCCUGAUGUGGGGCUCGAUCCUAGGACUCUGGGAUCAUGACCUGAGCCAAAGGCAGACACUUAACUGACUGAACCACCCAAGCACCUGUGUUGUGGAUCUGCUUUAUGUUUUUGGCUCAAAAGAGGGGGGCCUUUUGGCCAACUGAACCACCGUGGUGCCUCAGCUUUUUAAAUUUUUUUUUAAAUUUAAGAUUUUAUUUAUUUGAGUGAGAGAGAGCAUGAGUGGAGGGUAGGGCAGAGGGAGAGGGAUAAGCAGACUCCCCUUUGAGCAGGGAGCCUGAAGCAGGGCUCAAUCCUAGGAUCCUGAGAUCAUGACCCAAGUCAAAGGCAGACACUUAACUGACUGAACCACCCAAGCACCUGUGUUGUGGAUCUGCUUUAUGUUUUUGGCUCAAAAGAGGAGGGCCUUUUGGUCAAUGUCCAGAUCUUACCUUGUGGCAUCAUAUUCUUCAGUUACGUGAUUGAUUGUGUAAACUGUAGGUGUCCCACCCACCCUUAGUUUCUUUGGGAAUGUUGACAAGUCACAAGGGAUUAGGAGAAAAUAGGUUUAGAAGUAAGAGAUUAGAAAGGGCUACUAAAGUAGGUGUCCCACAAGAACUUUCUAACUUUUCUAACUUCUCAGAAUUGAAAACUCAUUAUUUCAGUCUUCUGUUAUAAAGCAUUGAGUGGAGGGUUAACAUUUGGCAGGAGCAUCUUUUUUUUUUUUAAGGUUUUUUUUUAAAAUUUUUAUUUAUUUAUGAUAGUCACACAGAGAGAGAGAGAGAGAGAGAGGCAGAGACAUAGGCAGAGGGAGAAGCAGGCUCCAUGCACCGGGAGCCCGACGUGGGAUUCGAUCCCAGGUCUCCAGGAUCGUGCCCUGGGCCAAAGGCAGGCGCUAAACCACUGCGCCACCCAGGGAUCCCUUGGCAGGAGCAUCUUAUAUGGAGAAGUGGGCAGCACUGAUUGUAUGGGGUAGCCCUCCCUUAAAUGCUGGGUGAGAGUGGAUACAUUCUGUUCCUAGUGGACAGGACCUAACAUUGCCCUCUGCAACAUAAUUAUGGUCUUGCAUGUUUGUUUCAGUGGCAGAAAACUACUUUACUUUUCUAGGUAUCUAGCAAUAGUGGUUUUUUUGUUUUUGUUUUUUUUUAAGAUUUAUUUAUUCAUGAGAGACAGGCAGAGACAUUGGCAGAAGGAGAAGCAGGCUCCUCGCAGGAAGCCCGAUGUGGGACUCCAUCCCAGAUCCUGGUAUCAUGCCCUGAGCCAAAGGCAGAUGCUCAUCCGCUGAGCCACCCAGGUGUCCCAUCUAGCAGUAGUGUUUAUGAUUGCUCUUUUAAAAUCCCUAUUUGCCAUUUCUCCACAGAAAUGCUAACAGGGCUGUUUAAAGGAAAGUUUGCUUUAAGAAGUUUUGAAAUAAUUAAUGUGGCUUUAAUUGGUGGAUAAAUAUAUAAAGAAGGGAGCAUUAAAGUGGUCUGUGGCCAAAGCUCUAUUUAAAAAUAUUUUAUUUUUUGGAAAGAUAAUACACAUGGUACAAAAUUCAGAAAGACACAAAAGGGGAUACAGUGAAAAGUCUCCCAGUCCUGUACCCAUCCACCCUGUCACCCUCCCCACAAACCACUGUUGUUUCUAAGAAUUUACUCUAUAGGAAUAAUCCCAUAGAUAUAAUGAGAAAUAACAUAUACACAAGAAUAUUCAUUAUAGUAUUGCUUAUAAUAGCAAGAGAUAGGAAACAAUGGAAAUGUCCAUCAUAGGGGACUGAUUAAAUAAAUUAUGAUUUAUCCAUUCAGUGGAAUAGUGUACAAUUAUAAAAUAGAAUGAGAGUUCUUUAUGUGCAAGUAUGGAUUAAGUGAAAAAAGCAAAGUGCAGAACAGCAUGCAUCGGAUGCUAUUUGUGUUUUUUAUACAAAGAAUUAUGUGUAUGUGCAUAAAGUUUUUCUGGAAGGGUGAGUAGGAAUGUGAGGAUUGGGAGGAGGCGCAGCUCCAGUGGGUAUAUGGAAGAGUUGUAAGUUCUCUGAACGGUGGGGUAUAAGGCAGAGUGGCAAGGAUGAGGUCAGCAGAUACCCACUUGUCUUUCCCCUUUCUUUAGAUAAAUAGCAGCAUAUGUUCCACUUUGUUGUACAGCCUUCUUUCCCCACUUAGUCUAUUUUGGAUUUCUUUUCAAGGCAUUUAGAGCCAUUUUUUUUCUUUCCUUUUUAGGCCUCUGUAACAACUAAUUGUUUCUACUCUUUUGCUGUUUGUUAUAAUAAAUAACCUAUUACAUGUGUCAUUUCACAUUUGAUGAGAAUAUAUCUGAAGGUUAAAUUCCUAGAAGAAUCAAAGAGUAAGUGCUUUUAUAAUUUCAAGACAUUGCCAUAUUGUCCUCUUCAGAAGUUGUGUCAAUUUAAACCCCUGUUAGCUAUUUAUGUGAGUACCUCUUUCACCAGAUGCUUGCCAACUAGGAGUCUUAACAAACUUUUUGAUCUUUGCCAAUCUGACAGUUUCUAAAAAGUGUCUCAAGUGUGGUUUUGACUCAAAUUUCUUUUGCUAUAUUUUCAUAUGUGUAAAAUAUGUAAAAACUACAUAUUUUUGUCUGCUGAAAAUAUCUCAACUAGUAUAGUAACCUAGAGCAAAUUGUUUAAACUCUAUGUGUUUUAAUUUCCUCAUCUGUAAAUUAUGAAUACAAUAGUAAGGAUUGUUGGAUGAUUAAAUGAAAUUUGUGUUCAGCACUCAGUAUAGUGCCUGGCAUGUAACAAGCAUUCAAUAAGUUAUUAUGGGAUGGCUGACAAUCAGAGCAGCAGGUAGGACAGAAGAGAUUAAAUUAAGAAAAUAGCAUUCAUCUCCGUAUCUUCAGACAUAUAGAGUAUUGUUCAUUUACAUUGCCCUUCAUCAGACAAAUGCAAAAGCAGAGCUUUCUUUGUCUUAGAAGAGUAAAGAACAUUUUUUCCAUUGGAUCCCAAUCAUAGGCUAUUGGCAGAGCUGGCAAAAGGAUAGGCACAGCCUUGUGUCUAAUAUUUAGACUUAGCCAAUAUGGUAAAGAUAUUUGGUUUAAUAUGAAAUAAAAACAAAAACAGAGGA